Fraxinus pennsylvanica is the source of this 2889-nucleotide messenger RNA. NCBI's taxonomy places the organism in Eukaryota, Viridiplantae, Streptophyta, Magnoliopsida, Lamiales, Oleaceae. The record is from the annotation of a GenBank genome assembly.
AUGGAGGCAUGGAGAUUUGACGAACCCACCGGCGGCUCCACCUCUCGGACCACCCCUCCUCUCCCACCCAAUUACACUUACUCCCAAGUCCAAGCCGUAUUAGUACACUUGGCAUCAAUUGAUCCAAUUGAGUUGUGCACUGAAGCUAAAGUUGAGCGAUGCCGGGCAACUAGGGAUCUGAGAAGUUGUGGACGCUGUGUACAAAGUGUUUUGAUUUCUUGCAGCCAUGCUGCCUUAUGUGAGGAAUGUAGUCAACGAUGUGACGUUUGUCCAAUAUGUAGAAAUCCCUUGCCGAAGGAUGGAAAUAGACUGCGGCUUCGCCUUUACUAUGAGUGUAUAGAGGCUUGUCUUAUAUCCAAAAAGUGUGAUGAUAGGUUGCAAGAUAAAGAAUUUACAGAGGAUCAAUUGAUUGCUGAUGUUCAACGGCUUUAUUCUCUAUUUGAUGUCUCCUUGGAGAAUAAUUUGGUUUCUCUGAUCUGCCACUAUGUUACAGAUGUUUGCAUGGAUGAAACUGCUGUCUCCAGUGAUCCGGUUAUUGCCUUCUUGCUUGAUGAGAAGGUUGUUAAAGAUUGGUGCAAGCGAGCAUUCAAAAACAUUCUGACACAGCUUCAAGCAAUAUAUAAUCUUACACCACUAGAGAUGAAAGAGAGUUUAAAUUUGCUUCUGAAAAUAUCUGUGAAGCUAGCUGGUAUAUCCAUGGUUCUUGAGGUUUUGGAAUCAUCCUUUAAAGGUUCGGUUUCAGCAAAGCUUCAUGAUUUGCAUCAUCUUCAAGAGAGUAUACUAAAGACAAAGCAGCACAUGGAGAUUAUAAUUUGGUGUAUAAGACAUCAAUUUUUGGAGAAUGUAAGAUCUCGGCAUUCCAAUGUUGCAUCGUGGUGUUCACUCGUUCAAGAUCGAAAAUCAGCUGCUACUAAGCGUUCAUGGCCUGGCUCAAUAAAUUGGAAGACAGAAUACAGUAGACAAAAUAGUUCUACCCUCUUUAUUGAGGAAGCACUUUCAAAUCUUGAGGCAGAUGGAGGAAAUAUAGAUAAUGAUAUAGAAGAAUUAUCAAUUGCAUCUUUGCAGAGAGAUGGAGGCUCUUUACUUUCCCAGUCUAAGUUACUUGGAAAGGGAGGGUGCUAUCCUUUUGAAAAUCUGCGAGCUGCUGCCGACUUUCUAUUCUUACAAGGAAAUUCUGAUAUGGUGGUUUCGAAGCAAGCAAUCUUCUUGUAUUAUCUAUUUGAUCGGCAGUGGACAGUGCCUGAUGAGAAAUGGAGAUACGUUGUUGAUGAUUUUGCUGCUACUUUCAGUAUAACCAGGCACUCCUUGCUGGAAUCUUUUACCUUUUGUCUUCUGGAUGACCACACUGAUGAAGCUCUGCAGGAAGCCUCUCGCCUUCUUCCUGAAAUUGCAGGACCAACAAUUCAUCCUAAGGUUGCACAGGCUCUCUUAGAGAGACAGCAACCUGAUGCAGCUCUCAUGGUUUUGAGGUGGUCAGGACAAGAUGGUGGUGCUUCAUUAGUUUCACUUGAGGAGACUGUUACCACAGUUCGAGUGCGGGUGGAAUGUGGGCUUCUGACUGAGGCUUUUUUGCAUCAGAGAAUGGUAUGCACAAAGGUCAAGGAUAAGAAAGUGAGGGAUGCUUCCGUUAAAGUAAAAGAUGACUGCUGGAAUUGUGUACUCUGGGUGGAGGCACUGGUGACUGAAAUUUGUUGUCUUUGUAUUUGGAGAAACUUGGUUGAUCAAAUGAUUGAAUUGCCCUGGAAUCCUGAUGAGGAGAAACAUCUUCAUAAAUGCCUAUUGGAUUUCGCUAUUGAUAAUCCUUCAAAGGCUGUUGGAGGUCUUCUUGUGGUUUUCUAUUUACAGCGUCACCGGUACAUUGAGGCAUACCAAGUGGAUUGUACACUUCAUAAGGCAGAGGAAGACUUCAUUUCAAAAAAUUCACUCAGUGAAGAAGACUCAUUUAAAAUAAGGUCAAGAAGUCAUUGGAGAAGGGAAUUAGUUGGGAGAGGGAUAGAGUUGUUGCCAUAUAUCUUACAACAACAAGUGAAGACUGGAAAAACUCCUGAAGUUGUUGUUUUUAGUGGCAAUGAAGCCAAUAUUCCACCAAAAUCUGAUCUCUCUCAACUACGAGGACCAAUCUUGGGCAGUUUUUUGGUUCCUUCCUCCAUUGAUUCUUCCCUUGCUGGGAUCACAGACAUUGCAAGUCCUCCCUUGAAACCUCCUCCAGUUCUUCAAACUCCUCCAAAAAUAGGUGGACCUCUUAAUAUUUCUAGUUUUGGCAUCAGAAAUUUUAGCUCCUCUACUGCCUUUACAAAUUUUUUCAACGAGACAAAUAUAGAAAAUCCUGGAAAUGUUUAUGGGGUUCUUCCUGAAUCUGAUGAAAUUUCAAUUUCUGCAAAUCCUUUUGCAAAACCUCCGACUGCCUCCUCACUUAAAGAGUUCAAUAGAAGUACAUCAAGCAUUCGUCGGAAUAGCAUUUUCCAAAAUAAUCAAAAGAAAAAAAUAUCUCCACAGAGAGCUCAAAAUGGCUCGAUUGACCAAUUGCAAAUAUCUGGUUCAUUUUUUACCAGGGCUGCUGCUGAUCCUGUCGCUUCGCUUGGUAGCUACCAUAGCAUUUUCUCAGACUUUGCUCAAGAUUCAGACAAAAAUAUCUCCGAUAAACAUUUGCUGCCAGACACAGCUGAUAGACCUUGGAUACCACCCAUGAAUAAUUUAGUAGACAUGCCUUGGAGUCAUGAGCCGAAGGACUUCUCUGUUGGGAACAUAAAUCCUAAUGGUGGACCGCAGUGGAGAUCUGAUGACAAUAGCGAUGAUGAAGAACAUUCCAGUCCCGAUACACUUGCUAGAAUGACACCUUAUACAACAUCCACCCGUAGAACUAGAAAAAGCCGAGGCAUCAGACUAUGA